Molecule: messenger RNA, 1796 nt
Organism: Microbotryum saponariae
Lineage: Eukaryota; Fungi; Basidiomycota; Microbotryomycetes; Microbotryales; Microbotryaceae
Source: the annotation of a GenBank genome assembly
AUGGCCACGACUCAGUCCGGCCUCUCGCGUCGACGAGGGGGCCCAUCCCCUGGCGGCGCCCAAACAAGCCACAAUGGCACCGCGCCCCUAGCCCCAGGUGUUAGUUCGCCUCCAGGAGCGAGUCUGAACGGCAACUCGCCCUCCCAACGCUUCGGUGGGGUGGCCGCUGCAGCGACGGGUGCAGGUGGGGCCUCGUCGCGACCGACGACUCCAGCUGGACAUCGUGUCGCCUUCGACGAGCGUGACCUCGAGAGCUCCGAAGAUCAGAUCAUGCCCAAACUGACCCUGAUGGAAGAGGUGCUCUUGCUCGGGCUCAAGGACAAGCAGGUGCGUUCAUGCGGUCAUUCGUUCCGGUGUUUUGCAUGUCGGCGUGGGGCAUGUCCCCCCCAACGUGACGGUGUCACUCGCGACGUCGGGCACUUCGACGCGCCUUCGGUCGUGGUUUGGCCAAUGCCCACGACGGGGGGUCGGACCGACCGCACAAUUGGAUCGCCAACACGUUGGGACGGCACCGCUUGUAUCUGAGCGCAGACCGUCGGUGUCGUCACUACGCUCCUACUCGAGGUUGUGCUGGCCCAGAAAGCCUGCGCCGGGGCAUCGGGUCAUCCUCGUAAAUUCAGGAGGACGAGCGCUGAUCCUCCUCCUCCUAUCCACCAUGCUGUGUGUAGGGCUAUCUCUCGUUUUGGAACGACAACAUCUCAUACACGCUCAGGGGUUGUAUCGUGCUCGAGCUUGCUCUCCGCCACCGAAUCGCAAUGGUCCGAGACCCCAAUCGGAGACGGUUCCCGCUGGCCGAUCGGUAAGUUCCGGUGGUUCCCACGUAUGAUGCGACGAUCAUAUCUAAGGGGGCUCGUCGUUCUCAUCUGGGCAUCCGGAAGGGAGCGAGCGUCAGGAGGUUUCACUGCUGACAUGUUGGCCCUGUUCGCUUCAGCUACAUCGAGGUGGUCGACGAUCGCCUCACUGGAGAAGUUUUGCUCGACGAAGCCUUGAAGAUGAUGAAGAUCUCAGAGAGAAUGAGCGUUGGGACGUGGAUCGAUUUGAUGUCAGGUGAGUGGUUGCCCUCGUGCCGCCACAUCUCGUCGAUUCCUGCACCGAUCAUUGCUGGUCACACACUCGUUGUCGGGGCGCUGGUGGCGCCUUGCACUUGGCCGCUAACAAAACACGAACGGAUCUUGUUCAUAGGCGAGACAUGGAACGUCAUGAAGAUCGGAUACCAGCUCAAGCAAGUUCGAGAGAGACUGGCAAAAGGUCUCGUUGACAAGGGCGUGCUGCGGACGGAGAAACGCAAUUUCCUACUUUUCGACAUGGCAACGCAUCCGGUUUCGGACCCGACGUUUAAAGAUGACGUUCUGCGGCGUACUCUUGGCCUACUCACGGCUCGCACCGCGGCAGUACCCACCUCCGACCUCUACGGGGAGCGAGUCCGAUACCGGACUAUUCGAGCCGUAAGCAUGGUCUGCGCCGCCUUUUCUGCCAACGUACUCGAGAACGCGCUUGUCCAUCUCAGCUACGAUGCACGCGAGGCCGCUUUCGCAAAAUGCGACGAGUUGCUCGCCGAGUUCUCUCAGUGGCCUUUCGCCGCAUUCCGACCGCCUACCGUUGGCGGGGGAGGGAUCGGGGCGGGCAGCGCGUCGGCGAACGUGGAGAGCGCAAAUCUUGCAGAGAUUAACAGGCUGGCAAGGGGGGAGAUGUCAGGCGGCGAAGGUGGAGCGGAAGGUCAGACGCAACGAGAGCUGCACUUGGAAGUUGUAGCUGCCGUUCUAGAGGUGUGCAGGAGGUGCGUGGCGCGGCGUUGA